Messenger RNA from Prorocentrum cordatum, 2325 nucleotides. Lineage: Eukaryota; Dinophyceae; Prorocentrales; Prorocentraceae. The record is from the annotation of a GenBank genome assembly.
AUGCGCUUGAAAGCCUGGUUCCCGCUCAUCGGUGCGCCCCCGUCUGCUCGCUCCAACGACGAAGCCUUCCUCGCCGCGCGACCCGCGCAGACGACCGCCGCGCCCUCGCCGGCGCCCGCCGCCGAGCAGCCCCUCGCCUACACGAGCGAGCGCGCGGAAGUGCGGGCCGCCCGUUGGCUCCUGAGCGCCUACUUAGCCCCCAGCAACGACGACUACCGCGACUGGAUGGAGGGGCGCGCCCCCUACCUCGCCAUCUGCCUCCGUCGCCCUCAAUUCGACGACGUGUUCGACGGCGCCGUCGGCCCCUGCGCGAACGAGACGAAGAAGCUGCUGGGCACCGUGCCCGCCGCCGCUGGCCCACCACCCACGAAGCGCGCGAUGAAGACCCCCGGCUUCCUGCAGUUCUGGCCUGUCCUCGAGACGCUGGCGGGCGCGCGGGCUACGAGCUACCGCGCGCGCGUCGAGCCUUUCAGACACCCGUGCCUCUUCGGCUGCCCGACCAUCGAGAGCAAGAAGAACAUUGACGACGUCGCGCGCUGCAUGCCCGAGCGGAGCGAUGGCGACGCCAUCCCGCGCGCGAUCGCCCGCCUGGCCGCGGCCUUCAAGUCCCGCAACUUCCUCCGCGACCAGAACGGUGUGAACCUCGGCCCGGCCUCCAUCAUUGAGGCCAGGACCCCUGUUCUCCCGCCCUACAACGCCUGCGACAUGAAUGCGGCAGCCAUCGCCGCUGCGCGACGCGCCCUGAGGCUGUGCCCCGAGUGCCCUAUGGAGUGGGUGGAUAUGCAGCCUGUGGAGGAGCGCCGCCGCCGCCUCGCCGUGGAGUCGGCCACGGUGAACGUUGUUACGAAGAAUAGGUCGAUGAUCGUGGACUGUGUCUCAAAGUCGCCCGAGGAGCUGCUCUCAUCCGACUUGAUCGCCCAGCAUGUUCGCAUGGCUCUCGUUGCUCGGGAUCGUGGUGACCCGCCCUCUGUCGAUGUAAAUUCUGGCCUCCACGUGGAUUCUUCUGAGUCUGACGUCGAGUCCCUGCUAGGGAACGAAGAGGUCUGCUCGGUCUGUGGAGGGAUCAAGAGCCAUCAGCUGUCGAAGCUCACGUGCGCCUGCCUCCUGCAGGCCGAUGCGGAGGCCUGCCUGCCCUUCGAGAAGGCGUGCCAGGAGCUCUACGAGGUGCCCAGCGGUAGCCAUGUUGGCGGUUUACCCACUGCUGCCACGAUGGACCUGCUCAACAUGGACGAGAGUGCGCCAGCUGUAACCACUGACAUGUCGAAGCCGAUCGUGCGCACGGAGCUGCCCGAACACAUCGCUUUCGACAUGUCGAGAUGUGAGAAGCAGCCGCUGCCCGCCUCGCUGGCGGCCGGCACCGCGGCGCUCCGCGCUUCGGCCGCAGGCGGCGACUCGCCGACGGGCACCAACGCCCAGGAUGAGCGCGUCGUCCGCGUGAGUGAGCUCUUCCACUUCUGCCACGUCCUGGCCAAUCGCGGCCCUUGCGUCCGAUACAGUCGGGGCGCUAAAGAAGGAACCCUUUUCGCUGGGCUGUCGCCGUCCGCGAUGCCAAGGGACCUUAUGGCGCAAGUCCAGGCUCUGGCAGCGCAGAGCAACGUCUCCCCUGAGCAGCUGUUGUUGGCGGCCCAGCAGCUGGCUGGGCAGCAACCAGCGCUGGCGCAGCCAGCCGCGCAGGCGCCCGGGCCGGCUGCCUGGGCACCCGCUGGCGGCUACCCGCCGUCGCCUCAGGCGACAUCCCCCGGCGCCCUCGCGAGCGGCGCGGCCCCCACCAGCGGCGCCAGCCAGCCGAGGACCGACUGUGUCAACACUCAGCGCGACCACUUUUCAGGGUCUGGACCCGCUGGGGUCGGACGUUCAUGCGGAUGGGAGCUCCGCCGCCGCUCUGCAGAAGCCCAAGGACACGUUCAGCGACCUGGGCCUCCUGUCGGGAGGCUCCUGAGCUAGCUGCAGAUUUCGCCCUCCGCGCGGUCGGGCCGCGCGGCGGCGGCAGCGGGGGGGCCCCAUUUCACCCGAGUCGGAGCGGCCACGCGGCCAUUGCCGAACGGCCACUGCCGAACUGGAGAUCGAAGGGGAAGAUCAUGGUGGUGAAUUUUGCCACAUCAGCCUGGGCGCGUUGCGCUACCAUCGAGACAUGGGUCGCUGGAGAGAGCCGGAUAAUGCGCUUGAGAAGUCUUCCUCGAAGUUGCUAUGCCUGGUGCGUGCACAUUUAUCUAGAGGGUACCUUCUUCGUCCUCAUCCCUCUUCAUCUCGUCGGCAUCCAUAUCCUUGGCUUCCGUGGCGGAGUGCCGCAGCAAGAUUCGCCAUCGUUCUGCAUCUUCACAGCCA